GAGGAGGGCGGAGCCCGGCCCUGUGUUUUGAACGGCUCGAUGCGGGCGGCUCACUAUUUGGCAGGAAGGUGAGGAGGCCUCUAUCCUGGCGGAGGAGCUGGCGUAGGGAGAGGGGAUCCAAAUGUGGCAGAGGCGAGCAGGAGGCGGCGGCGGCGGCGGCGGGCAAACGAGACAAGGGGAGCGGCCGUUCCCGCUGCCGCCGCGGAGGAACUGAGCGGCCUGGCAAAGCAGGGGCCUGCGGCAGCGGCUGCAGCGCUGGCACCCCCGGGCCGCACGCCUGGCACCCCGGGCGCCCGUCCCGCUGGCAGGAGAUAUUUUAACAUAAAGAUGGCCCUUCGGGAUGAGGUGCAGAAGACUUGCAGAGGAUGAUUCUUUCUGUUCCUAUGACUACUGUAAUUGAAAGUGCAUCUUCUGCAUUUGAGGAAGGACAAAUUCAUGACUGAAUGGCGAAUUAAUAAGUAGCUGUCUUAUUCCAAUAGUAAGAGAACAUUUUGGAAUCAGAAAGAACUGGAUUUUCACCCUAGUCCAGCAGCUUUGCUGCUCACUUAAACACAGAUGAAUGAAGACCCCAUUUGGAAAAUCACCAGGUCAGCGGUCCAGAGCUGAUGCAGGUCAUGCAGGAGUGUCUGCCAGCAUGAUGAAGAAAAGAACUUCCCACAAAAAGCAUAGAAACAAUGUGGGACCAAGCAAACCUAUUUCUCAGCCACGAAGAAAUAUUGUAGGCUGCAGAAUACAGCAUGGAUGGAAAGAAGGGAGUGGACCUGUAACACAGUGGAAGGGCACAGUUCUUGAUCAAGUUCCUGUAAAUCCAUCUCUCUAUCUUAUAAAGUAUGAUGGAUUUGACUGUGUGUAUGGACUAGAACUACACAAAGAUGAAAGAGUUUCAGCACUUGAAGUUCUUCCAGACAGAGUUGCUUCAUCUCGAAUUAGUGAUGCCCAUCUGGCAGACACGAUGAUUGGUAAAGCAGUGGAACACAUGUUUGAGACAGAAGACGGCUCAAAAGAUGAAUGGAGGGGGAUGGUUUUGGCUCGAGCUCCCAUUAUGAACACAUGGUUUUAUAUUACCUAUGAGAAAGAUCCUGUCUUGUACAUGUACCAACUCUUAGAUGAUUAUAAAGAAGGUGACCUUCGCAUUAUGCCUGAUUCAAAUGAUUCACCUCCUGCAGAACGGGAACCAGGUGAAGUUGUGGACAGCCUGGUAGGCAAACAAGUGGAAUAUGCCAAAGAAGAUGGCUCAAAAAGGACUGGCAUGGUCAUUCAUCAGGUUGAAGCCAAACCAUCUGUCUAUUUCAUCAAGUUUGAUGAUGAUUUCCAUAUUUAUGUCUACGAUUUGGUGAAGACAUCCUAGACGUCAUCGUGAACUUUUGCCAAAUUUGUGGAACUAUUAAAUGUAAAAUUUGUAGACACAAAGACUUGAAUGCUUUCCAGUUUAAUGAAAGCUUAAAUGUCCCUGCGAACCCACAAUCUCUGCCAGCAAAACUGUUUUAUUCAGAAUAAUAUAAACAAACAAUUUUGUGUAAGAGAACUCCUUUUCUUGAAGGAAGUCAAUGUAUUUGGGCAGGAGGGAGUUAAAAGCAAAUAACAGCUGCAAAUUCAAGCUGUGUAAAGUUGAUGUAGUAUUGUAAUCAUUAAUCUAAAUUUUUUCAUAGAUUUUAACUUUUACUUCCACCUUGCACUCACUUGUUCAACUGCCACAUGCAAGUGUAGUAUGAUAUUUUGAUAUGCCUUCUUUUGUAACAUUAAAUUGAAUUUCUUGGCUAUUGGCAGUCCUUGUCUUCAGGGUUGAGACAGAGGUGACUUUUCUGAAAGGUUUAAACAGUUUGUGCAGCAUUGAGGAGUGCCUAAACCAAGUAACAUCAAUCUGCUGUGUUUCUACACUUUAUUUCAAAUUUAGCUUUUCAAGAACUUGCAGUACAUGGAAAUACUUGUGCAUCUUUACUAGUCACAGGGCAGUAGGAUAUCAAGUGUUUGACUUGCACACCUUUCAGUGAAAAGGCUUUAACUAUAACAAUAUAUUUAAUCUGUAUAACCAGUUAAUUAGAAAAUGCCGGUUAAUGGUCCAUAUUUAUAAUUUGUAGGAACCAGUAAAAUACAACAAGGCUGCCUUCAAUCCUAAUGUUGUAUUUCUUUCUUUGUUAUACACACUUCUUAGCAAAACCCAAGUGCUUGGUGCCACAACUUUAAUAAUAUAUAUGCUAUUUCAGAAGACUUUAGACUACGCAUUGGCAAUCAGUAGUCUCUCAUUUAAUAUCAAAACCUAGCAACCUGAAUGUUUACGUGUGGACUUAGAAGGCUUACAGUAGUUAAUAUUUUACAUGGUAAAUACAAUCUCAUGCCAGGGGGGUGGGGAGAGGUGUCCUUUUUCAUUGAAGACUUACUUUAGACAAGGAGAAGAGUCUGUUGCCUUCUGCUCAGCCGUUGUAUUCCUUUGGUUGGUUGGUUUUCUUUUUAACCAUUUUAGUUCAAGAAGGCAUCUUCCCAAUUUAUUCUUUUUCUGGCUUUUCCACAUAAGGAGUGUCUGGACAAAUCUACAGCUUAAACCUGUUGUUGCCUUUUGUGGUGUGCACUGUACUUGCUUUGAGGUAUGCUGUUAAUGUGAAUUUCAUUUUACGAACACUAGAGUUCUGCAUGGCAGUGGUGUACUAUCUAAUGGAAGCUAUAGGCAGUCUCAGUGGUUCAGUCAUCUGCAUUAGAUUGUGGAUGUAAAUAGCAGCCCACAACAGCAAAAUCCUUGCACGGUUUUAAUCUUGCAAGAUAGUUGUAAAUGAAAAUUAAGGAUUUUUUAAGUGUGGCAGCUUUUAAAAGUGUCAGAAUUGUAACAACGAUCAGCACAGCAACAAAAUUGACAUACUACGUUAAGGCAGAGCUCUGCAAGUUUCAAAGAACUGCUUCACAGAAAUACAGUAUGUGAUGGCAGUCAACACUAUUGUUGGAAGGAACAAAUACUCUGAUAUGCAACCGUAUGCCAUUAGUGGAAGGGUCCAGGAGAGGUGCUGUUAAUCAGAAAUUAGAGGUCUGGAUGACCUCUGUUGUGGGUAUUCUUGGUAUUGAAAACUCAGUGGUUUAAGCCCCUUUCUGUUCAAUUUUUGCCUGAUUUCAUAUUUUAGCCUUAAGGCUUGUGCCUCAUUAUGCUGUUGAAUGGUAAUAAAUACUCUCCAUAUAAA
Messenger RNA from Calidris pugnax (ruff), 3164 nucleotides. It is a transcript of the gene SPIN1, whose product is annotated as spindlin 1. Gene Ontology annotation, biological process: gamete generation. NCBI's taxonomy places the organism in Eukaryota, Metazoa, Chordata, Aves, Charadriiformes, Scolopacidae. The coding region runs from base 560 to 1348 and encodes 262 amino acids. The record is from RefSeq and is a predicted model, not a curated record. The transcript has 7 exons.